GGACUUGCAAACCGGGCUCUGUCUCAGCGUUCGUUCCCCUAGCGGAGGCAGGAUCAGCUGGUCUACGCUUCCCUGACGUGGGCUGGGGCACGUCACUGCUGCAUGGCUGCCUCCUCCGGAAAGCCGGCCGGGGCAAGUGGAGAGAUUGAUAUCCGAAGGAGGAAUUUUUCCUGAUUCAGGGAAGACUUUCUCCAGCUCAAACUGGUGCUGACACUGACUAAAGUUUGCCUUGCUUAUUGUGGUCAAAGUCUGCCAAGUCUGCCAUUUCUCUUUCCCGGGCAAAAGUCUUCAGACCUUUCUGCAGAGAGGAGUAAGGGCAGCUGAAUCUAAGGCAGAGGGACUGGUAUCCAAGGAAAAUCAGGUGAGGAAUCUGAGACAAGGAGGGGUUAACUUGCCCAGAGUCAUACAGCUAACGACAGCAUGGUUCCAAAGGUGACUUCUGAAUUGCUGUGGCAGUUGAGACAGGCCAUGAAGAACACUGAGUAUGUGACUGAACCGAUCCAAGCUUACAUAAUCCCGUCGGGUGAUGCUCACCAGAGUGAGUAUAUUGCCCCCUGUGACUGCAGGCGUGCUUUUGUGUCCGGAUUUGAUGGCUCAGCUGGUACAGCCAUCAUCACAGAGCAGCAUGCAGCCAUGUGGACUGAUGGACGCUACUUUCUCCAAGCUGCCAAACAGAUGGACAACAAUUGGACCCUCAUGAAGAUGGGUCUGAAGGACACACCAACUCAGGAGGACUGGUUGGUGAGUGUACUUCCUGAAGGAUCCAGGGUUGGUGUGGAUCCUUUGAUCAUUCCAUCAGAUCAAUGGAAAAAGAUGGCUAAGGUCCUGAGAGGUUCAGGUCACCAUCUUGUCCCUGUCAAAGAGAAUCUUGUUGACAAGAUCUGGACGGAUCGUCCUCAGCGCCCUUGCAAACCUCUCCUAACCCUGGGCCUGGAUUAUACAGGUAUAGCCUGGAAGGACAAGGUUGCUGACCUGCGAGUGAAAAUGGCGGAGAGAAAAGUAGUGUGGUUUGUGGUCACUGCCCUGGAUGAGAUUGCAUGGCUGUUCAAUCUCCGGGGAUCAGAUGUGGAGCACAACCCAGUAUUUUUUUCCUAUGCGAUCAUAGGAACAGACACAAUCAGGCUCUUUAUUGACGGAGACCGGACCAAAGCACCUGAUGUGAAAGAGCAUCUACUGUUCAACUCCAGCCUGGCAGAUGAGUUUAAAGUCCAGGUGGUUCCUUACAAAUCCAUUCUGACUGAGCUCAAGGCCAUCUGCACUGGCCUCUCCCCAAAGGACAAGGUGUGGAUCAGUGACAAAGCCAGCUAUGCUGUGAGUGAGGCCAUUCCCAAGGAACACCGCUGCUGCAUGCCGUAUACCCCAAUAUGCAUCUCAAAGGCUGUGAAGAAUUCCACAGAGUCAGAAGGCAUGAGGAGAGCCCAUAUUAAAGAUGCCGUUGCCCUCUGUGAGCUCUUUAACUGGCUGGAGAAAGAGGUUCCCAAAGGCACUGUGACAGAGAUCUCAGCAGCAGACAAGGCAGAGGAAUUUCGUAGGCAGCAGGCUGACUUUGUGGACCUCAGCUUUCCAACCAUUUCCAGUACUGGACCCAAUGGCGCCAUCAUUCACUACUCGCCAGUCCCAGAGACGAAUAGAACGUUAUCCCUGAAUGAAGUAUACCUUAUAGACUCAGGAGCCCAGUACAAGGAUGGAACAACGGAUGUGACACGGACUAUGCACUUUGGGACCCCAUCAGCGUAUGAAAAGGAAUGCUUCACAUACGUCCUCAAGGGUCACAUAGCUGUGAGUGCUGCCAUUUUCCCAACUGGAACCAAAGGCCACCUCCUUGAUUCCUUUGCUCGUUCUGCCUUAUGGGACUCUGGCCUAGAUUACCUGCAUGGAACAGGCCAUGGUGUGGGUUCCUUCCUGAAUGUUCAUGAGGGUCCUUGUGGCAUCAGUUACAAAACUUUCUCUGAUGAGCCGCUAGAGGCUGGUAUGAUCGUUACCGAUGAACCUGGAUAUUAUGAAGAUGGAUCAUUUGGAAUCCGGAUUGAGAAUGUUGUACUAGUGGUUUCAACAAAGACCAAGUAUAACUUCAAUAACCGGGGAAGCUUGACCUUCGAUCCUCUGACAUUGGUUCCGAUACAAACCAAAAUGAUAGAUGUGGAUUUGCUGACACAAAAAGAGUGUGACUGGCUCAACAAUUAUCAUAAAACCUGCAGGGAAGUGAUUGGGAAGGAACUGCAGAAGCAGGGGCGACAGGAAGCCCUGGAGUGGCUCAUCAGAGAAACAAACCCGAUUUCCUUACGGCACUAAUGCCACUUGAUUUCUUUUUUUUAAUUUGCUUUUGGGAAUGAAGUAAAUAUGGCACAUUCCUGACACCUUUCGACUUCCCCUUUCCUCCCCAUGCUCCCUUUUCUCCGACUCCAGGAAGAACUGAAAAUCUUCUUUGAUAGCUCCUUGUUUUUUUUUUUUUUUGAAAGAAAUUGUCGAGAAUAAACCAAGAGUAAAACUGCUGCACCGUGAGUACAGGUGCCUCAAAACCAAACACACGGUCAGGGUUGCCCGCAGGAAGCUCCUGCACGCUGGCCGGUCACCGUGAAACAAUCACUGCUCUUUGACAGGAUCCGGUUCCAGGUUCCAGGUGCUAGCAUGUUUUUCAUGAUAACUGCAAUGCUCAUGAAGAUAUAUUUAUGAUCAAUGAAUAAAAAAUAGCAAAACUGUGA
This is a messenger RNA of Trichosurus vulpecula (common brushtail), 2702 nucleotides long. It is a transcript of the gene XPNPEP1, whose product is annotated as X-prolyl aminopeptidase 1. The transcript has 22 exons. Gene Ontology annotation, molecular function: metalloaminopeptidase activity. NCBI's taxonomy places the organism in Eukaryota, Metazoa, Chordata, Mammalia, Diprotodontia, Phalangeridae. The record is from RefSeq and is a predicted model, not a curated record. The coding region runs from base 421 to 2292 and encodes 623 amino acids.